Podospora anserina S mat+ is the source of this 492-nucleotide messenger RNA. RefSeq lists its product as uncharacterized. The transcript is spliced from 2 exons. Gene Ontology annotation, cellular component: RNA polymerase III complex. The record is from RefSeq and is a predicted model, not a curated record. Gene Ontology annotation, biological process: transcription initiation at RNA polymerase III promoter. The coding region runs from base 1 to 492 and encodes 163 amino acids. Lineage: Eukaryota; Fungi; Ascomycota; Sordariomycetes; Sordariales; Podosporaceae. Gene Ontology annotation, molecular function: nucleotide binding.
AUGAAGAUCCUAGAGGCCCAGUCGGCCGUGCUCACCAACUACGAGGUGUACCAGCACCUCACCGAUAUACGCAAGAGGAACAACAGUAGCCAGCCUAAGAGACGGAUGCCCGAAGAUGCCUUCCGGCUCAGCAAGGAGGUCCUCGAGUAUUUGGAGACGAAGCCAUACCCGCUGCACGACCAAAAGGAGAAACAGCACUACAGCCAAGCCACCCUCGAAUUGCUCUGCGAGAAGCUGGCGGAGAAGUUUCCCGACAUCACCAAGGCCGAAGGUCUCGCCAUUUUCGACGUGCGACCUACCAAUAUCCCAGUUUUGGCUAUAAUUGUCGAGUCGCUCGAGGACCGGUACACCGAAGAGGAGCAGCAGCAACUCGUUGAUCUCGUUAUCGAGGUCCUUGGACAAGAUGACCCCGAGCCUGAAGAAGAAGAAGGCGAGGAAGGCGCUGAGGAUGGAGACGCAGUUCAGUCUGUUGAGACUGCCAACGGCGCAUAG